This is a messenger RNA of Hydra vulgaris (swiftwater hydra), 1766 nucleotides long. RefSeq lists its product as uncharacterized. The record is from RefSeq and is a predicted model, not a curated record. NCBI's taxonomy places the organism in Eukaryota, Metazoa, Cnidaria, Hydrozoa, Anthoathecata, Hydridae.
AGUUUAGCAGUUGAUAAAAUGAACAAUCAUUUUUGUAAAUAGCGUUCUUGAAAAUUAUAGAAAGCAAAGUUAAAUACUUUAGCGCUGAGCGCUAAAUAUUUAUCGAUUUAUUUUGUUUAUAAUCUGGCAAGAGUUGACUUUGCAAUUUACUUGAAAAUAUAUUACACUCACAAUUAUAUUUUAAUGGAUGUUAUUUGCAUAAAUUUGAAAGAUUUAUAUUAUACAUUUACGGAAUGGUAUUUUAUCUGAAAGUUUAAUAAGUUCGAAAAUUAGCUUUUGGCUUAUAAAAAAUUCUGAAAUACUUUAUCAGUAGGUUUAAUUUGUGACUUUUACAACUGCAGUAGCUUUUUUUUUUACAAUUUUAAUAAUGAAAAUUAAUGUUUUUGAAAUUGGCAAAGCUUUAAUUGAAAAUCGAUUUGCUAAAUCACCAAGACAUAAACUGAAGCAAGAAAAUUAUUGGCGUCAGUACUAUUUUGUGCUUUUUAAAUUAAGAGACGAUUGGAUAAGCUGUUUUGGGGAAAAUGUCAAAUUACGUGCUACUAAAGGAGAUAUCAAGUUGAAAGAGACAAGAACAAGCUUAUUUCUUGUAUAUUGGCAAACAUCGGCUGACAGAUAUACGAAUGUAAAACCUGUUGAAAUAUUUCCGCUAAAAGUUACAAACAUUCCAGUUAUAUGUGAACAUCCCUAUUGGCCAGAUAAAUAUCAAAACGUCAUACGUUGGGAUAUGAACCUUUGUCGUUUAUAUCUUUGCGCAGAAUCGCAAGCAAUCGUCCGUGAUUGGAUAAACAAAUAUUCUGAACAGACGGGUAUACAGAGCUUUGAAUGUGUUACUUGUGAUGAGGAAACUCUUUCAGAUGUCAACGUCAGCUUUAAAUCAUCUGAAAGCAGUUCCAGAAGCUCUCAAAGCUCCCUAAAAGAAACUUCAAGAAGUAGCAGUACUGUCUCGUUAGCAACAGAGAUUUUAAACCAUUUCAGUACAUCAUACUCAAAUUCGACAAAAACGAUUUUAAAAAACAACUCAACUUUGAUUGAAAAUGAUGAUUCCAUUAAUUGCACGCUGGAUGCAAAAAGAAAAGAUUGUGAUGAUAUAAAAAAACAAAGAAACCACCCAAAUUUAACACUGCAGCGUUCGAUGUCGUUUGAUUAUACUCCUAUGAAUAUGAAUGGAAGACAAAUGAUUGGUCAAAAGAUAAUAGAUUCUUCUAACAUAUCAACAAGCGAUGAAUAUGAUUCGGACAGAACUGACUGUACUCCAAUGAGCAUUAAAGCAUGCUCUAACGAUAAAUAUUUCAAAACGCCAAAAUCAACUUUGGCACAAUCUUUUACCGAAAAAAGCGAUUAUAAAUUCAAAAGAAAGCCAUGUUAUACCAAGAUAAAUAGAGAAAGUGGAAAAGUAAAAAAGAGAACUGCUUUUCAGAAAAUUGAUAAUCCUAUGAAUGAAUUUAUUGCUGAAGAUACCAUCAAUAACUAUAUAAAAGUAGUUUCGACAUCACACUUGAACAAGCCUAAUUUUAUUGAAAACAUGAAAGAGGAUGUUACAGUUGAAAUGACUAAUAGUACAAACUACAAUAUGACUAAUGAGUUUAAAACAUUAAACGUAGGAGAUGUUCAAAUUUCAUUUCCUUUUAACAGUCAACUCAUAUUUGUGGAUAAUAAUAAAGUGACAUUACGCACAGAGCAAGUUACGUGCAACAUUAUCAAAAAUGAAAUCAAUUUUCAUGUAUAAAAAUCAAUAUAAAUUUAAUCUGAUUAACAAAUAAAAUAAA